Scatophagus argus is the source of this 2653-nucleotide messenger RNA. It is a transcript of the gene phf10, whose product is annotated as PHD finger protein 10. The record is from RefSeq and is a predicted model, not a curated record. Gene Ontology annotation, cellular component: npBAF complex. The transcript has 12 exons. Bases 90 to 1568 code for a protein of 492 amino acids. NCBI's taxonomy places the organism in Eukaryota, Metazoa, Chordata, Actinopteri, Scatophagidae.
UUUCACAACCACCUGAAAAUUUUACCAGAAGAAGAAAAGGAAGAAGCGGCUACUGAGCUAGCCUAGCUGCUGGUUUCAUUUAGCGAACUAUGGCUGCUGUGCUUCCCGUGAGACCGCCCUGCGACAGUAACCCCGCUACUCCUGGAGCACAAUCCAUAAAGGAGGAUGUUAUAGAAGAAGAGUCGAAUGAUGGCAGCCAGCCCCCCAAGAGAAGAAGAAUGGGUUCAGGGGACAGCUCUCGAAGCUGCGACACCUCCAGUCAAGACCUUGGCCUGACAUAUUUUCCAGCAGAGAACCUAACAGAGUAUAAGUGGCCUCCCGAUGACACAGGGGAGUACUACAUGCUGCAGGAACAGGUCAGCGAGUAUUUAGGAGUCACAUCCUUCAAGAGGAAGUACCCUGAUAUGGAGAGAAGAGACUUGUCCCACAAAGAGAAGCUUUACCUGCGUGAGCAGAAUGUCAUUACUGAAACACAGUGUACUCUGGGUCUGACAGCUCUGCGGAGUGACGAGGUAAUUGAUCUGAUGAUAAAAGAGUAUCCCACCAAACACUCUGAGUAUUCAGUUAUACUGCAGGAGAGAGAGCGACAGAGAAUAGCUAAAGAGUACUCGCAAAUGCAACAGCAGAACCCUCAGAAAGUGGAGGCAAGCAAGGUUCCUGAAUACAUUAAGAAAGCAGCUAAAAAAGCUGCUGAGUUCAAUAGUAACUUCAACAGGGAGCGUAUGGAGGAGAGGAGAGCUUACUUUGACCUGCAGACACAUAUUAUCCAGGUGCCCCAGGGCAGGUUCAAGGUGCUGGCUCCAGAGCUGACAAGGACGGGGCCCUACCCUGUGGCUCUCAUACCAGGACAGUUCCAGGAAUACUACAAAAGAUACUCUCCCAACGAGCUGCGGUACUUACCACUGAACACAGCUCUGUUUGAGCCUCCACUGGAUCCAGAGCUCCCUGCGCUGGACUCAGAACCUGACUCAGAUGACGCUGAGGAUGGCAAGGAUGACAAAAAGAACAAGAACUCGUCUGACAGUUCUUCAGGCAACCCAUCAGAUGUGGAGAGCCAGGAGGGAGGAGGUGGACAUGGCCACAAGUCCAAGGGCAAAGACAAAACAUCCACGCCAGGCAAAGACAGCAGCCAUCGCCAUUCUGCCUCCCACAAAGCCACCCCAGGGUACAAGCCUAAGGUCAUUCCCAAUGCUAUAUGUGGCAUUUGCCAGAAGGGUAAAGAGGCCAACAAGAAGGGCAGGCCAGAGGCUCUCAUUCACUGCUCCCAAUGUGAUAACAGCGGCCACCCAUCCUGCUUGGACAUGAGUGAGGAGCUUGUGUGUGUAAUCCAGACGUACCACUGGCAGUGUAUGGAGUGUAAGACCUGCACCGUGUGCCAGCAGCCCCACCAUGAGGACGAGAUGAUGUUCUGUGAUAAAUGUGACCGAGGGUACCACACGUUCUGCGUGGGCAUGGACUCCAUACCUACUGGCCUUUGGAUAUGUGAGGUUUGCGACAAAGAUUUCACCACGCCCAAGAAGAAGGGUGGAGCCAAAACACCUAAGAAGUCCAAGUCAGCUAAAAAAUAACCAUUAUCCACAGAAGCUUGGCCAAAUUGUACAGACGUGCACAAAUGUAAUUUGUUCAAUCAUUUGCAGAAGCUGUAAAACUGUUUAAGUUUUAGAUUUUUGUGAUCCAAAAAUAGACAAAAGUGUUGCCCUUCUACCAAAUAUCAAUAAGCCAAACUAUCUUAGCCUGCUAUUACUUCUUAUUGAUUGACAGGCCUUUAGAUACACACAGACUAACACUAGGAAACAAGCUGAUUGAUCUUUGAUCAGUAAGGCAGGCUUUUAAUUUGACUCGCAAUAAGAAGACAAAAUCUGUGUGGUUAUACCUCAAAUAUACUUUGUCAAAAAAAAACCUACAUCAGGCAGAAACUUCACCAUAGCAUCUCAAACCUGUGAUCUGCAAACCACUAACAGUAUCAGUGUUUUGCCUGUUCAUUAAACUGGUGAAUGUUGUAGUUUCUGCCUUAUAACAUAUCUGCAGUGAUUAGCUGUUUCCUGGGAAACUGUUUCAGUUGAACAAAUGGUGCUUUUGAUCCUGUACUUCUGGAACAAUCAAUUUUGACAAGAGUUCACUGAUGUGAUUCAGUUUCAAUUUUUUUUGUAUGUUUUUGUAUUGUGGAACCUACAGUCGGUAUUUUUAGCUAACAUUUAUUUAACAAGGCAGCACAGUAAAGAGCAAUCUUAUCCAAACAAAGUUUUGUCUUAAAUAAUGGUGCUUGUGAUCCUGUGUAUUGAAAUGUUACAGACACUGGCUGUGGUAGAUGUCAUGGCUGCAGCAGUCUACUGGUAUUUAUGUAUAAGUCUUUAUUACUGAAACAAAGUAUCUGUCUUAACAUGUAUUGAUUUUGUUGUCCACCCUCAAUAUUAAUUAUUAUACCACUCACUGUAAUUACAUUGAAAUGAAACCUCCAUCAGCAAUGAUGACUCUUGAUAUUUUUGUAGUCUGCUUGAAAGAUGUUUUUGAUAUUUGUUUUCUUUAUUUUUUUUUUUUGUAUUUUGUGUUGUACUUCAGUAAGCAAGUUGUCUAAAGAAUAUUUGUUGCUAAUAAUGUCACAGUCACUGAAUAAGGAUUUUUUUUUCAAUAAAAGCUUCUCUAGAAAGAGUCA